Messenger RNA from Mucor mucedo, 1362 nucleotides. RefSeq lists its product as uncharacterized. Lineage: Eukaryota; Fungi; Mucoromycota; Mucoromycetes; Mucorales; Mucoraceae. The record is from RefSeq and is a predicted model, not a curated record. The transcript has 3 exons. Bases 94 to 1260 code for a protein of 388 amino acids.
AUUUAAUAGAUCCAUAAUUUUCCCCUUUUCUUUUCUUUUUUUCCCUCUUUUUCUUUCUCAAACAUUUCGUUUUUUAAUUAAAUCCACAUCAUAAUGCUAUCUGUGCAACAACAACAACAGCAGCAGCAAGAAGAAGAAUAUCUAUUAGUUAAAGACCAAGAUUUCUAUUUCCUUGGUCAACAUCUAAAUUCACCUGAAUUGCUAUUAGAAGAGGAAGAAUAUCCUACAGAAUAUCAUGGUUCAGCUGUAAAUAAUAAUUUUGAUAUUGCCAACAGAGCGUUCUAUGCCACGAUCAACAAAUUUACUAGACAGAGUUGUCCGGAUGCGGCCUCCAGACGUAGAUCAGCUCCCUAUUCAUUUUUGGAGAACUGGCACUUACAUAGUAUUUAUAGCAAAUCACAACAAACAUUAUUAGGCAUUACGCCUGUUAGACCCUCUGUACUACUAUCAGGUGAUGACUUUAUGUUUACACCUCCUUUUAUUCAACAAGAAGAGGAAGACGGAGAAUGUGAACAGCAAGAAGAAAUUUGGAGUUCAACAGAAGCAGAAUAUUAUAAUCUGAGUCCCUGUCCUGAUUCCAAUGGAGCAACCGGUGUAUUUUUAUACUCUCAGCAAGAGGAUGGACCUACCUUUGAAACAAGUAUCGACAAGUCAUUUUAUAAUCAUCACACCCAAGAAAAUAUUUGGAUCGAGAAUGAAAGUCGAAAUAAUUUUGAAGAUCUAUCGAUACAUAUUCAACAGAACGAUGAUUUAUUAAUAUUACAGCCGCAACAACAAGAAGAAGAAGAGGAAGACUAUACAACCGACUCUUCUUCCGAUGAGCAACGUUGUAGUAUUACUAGCGACGAAGAAGAAGGAGAGGAAGAGUUGUCUUCCUAUGAUCUAGUGAAUUUAUAUGAUGAAGAACAGAGGCAACCACCUAUUUCACCUGUGACUAGAUCAUCUUCCUUUUUAAGUCAAAAAUCAUCUUCGUCAGUUAUGUCAUACCAGUCAUUAGCUGACAUUAUAAACAAAAGCAACAAUCAUUUUGAAGAUCGGAAUCAUUAUGGAUCUAUCCACAACGAUACACCAUGUGUGGAUAAUACUUUAUCUACCUUUGCCAAUCGUGAUAUAGAAUCCGGUGUUCAACCAGAAGAAAGAUCUAUUUGGUCACGCAUAUUAGCUUACCUCAUGAACAUUUAUAACUUUUUCUUCUUUGUGAUAUUUUCCUCUCCUAUUACCACCACCACCACCACCUGUGAAACACAACCGUUACUUUAGAAACUUUGGCUCUCUUAAAACAAAAAAUUAUUUAUACCCCCAACCCCUCCCUUUUUCUUCCCCCCCCCCCCCAAUUGAUAAUCAUUUGUAUAUAUAAUAGGA